Cooperia oncophora is the source of this 645-nucleotide messenger RNA. The record is from the annotation of a GenBank genome assembly. NCBI's taxonomy places the organism in Eukaryota, Metazoa, Nematoda, Chromadorea, Rhabditida, Trichostrongylidae.
AUGGCUAGUGAGCCGAGUAAUUGGCUUGUCGAAAACGAUGAGCUAGGCUUGAAGAAUAUCGAUCUGAUGUCUUAUCUUGCCUCUGACUUCGAUCCUCAUGCGGUGCAGAUGCGCCUUGCUUUGUACAACGAACAAACAUAUUCGGAUCGAGACAGAAUUCGGGUUGCAGGGAAAUACUACAAUAACAUACAAUUGGGUAAACGUAUGUUCGGGCCCAGCAAAAAACAGAAAUUCAUUUGUAGUAUCACUGGAGGCAUGGAGAGAAGAGUAGUGCUGCAUUACCCACCUAAUAACGAGAACGACUUCAUUCAUGCAAACUAUGUCUGUGGUGGUCCUUUAUUCAACAAGUUUAUCGUUACACAGGCCCCCAUGGAGAACACUGUUGACGAUUUCUGGCGAUGGUUUGGCAAGAAAAAGCGUCAUAUAUCUUCAAUGCUCAUUGGGAGAAAGGUUAAGGAUCGAUGUGCUGAAUACUGGCCCCGUCGACCUGAAUCGAAUUCAAUAGAUGUCUGUGGAUUGCAUAUUCAUAACGUAGGGAUUUCGUCCACCCGCGAUCCUGUGUUCCGUGUAACGUACCUUCGAAUAUUGAAUGAUUCCGGUGAAGAGGUUCGUAACGGCUGUAACAAUAGGCUCGUCUACGAGUGA